Molecule: messenger RNA, 360 nt
Organism: Aureobasidium uvarum
Lineage: Eukaryota; Fungi; Ascomycota; Dothideomycetes; Dothideales; Saccotheciaceae
Source: the annotation of a GenBank genome assembly
GGUCGCAACAAGAAGGGUCGUGGCCACGUCAAGCCCGUCCGCUGCUCCAACUGCUCGCGAUGCGUUCCUAAGGACAAGGCCGUCAAGAGAUUCACCAUCCGCAACAUGGUCGAGUCCGCCGCUAUCCGUACGUNNGAUAUCUCGGAUGCCUCCGUCUUCGCCGAGUACGCCGUCCCCAAGAUGUACCUGAAGCUCCAGUACUGCAUCUCGUGCGCCAUUCACGGCAAGAUCGUUCGCACAGUGNUCCGUUCCCGCGAGGGCCGCCGCAACCGUGCCCCUCCCCCGCGUGUUCGCUUCAACAAGGACGGCAAGAAGAUCAACCCUCAGCAGGCCGCCAAGGUCGCUGCUGGUGCCCAGGCA